Molecule: messenger RNA, 1505 nt
Organism: Daphnia pulicaria
Lineage: Eukaryota; Metazoa; Arthropoda; Branchiopoda; Diplostraca; Daphniidae
Exons: 2
Coding region: 284-1297 (337 amino acids)
Source: RefSeq, a predicted model, not a curated record
UACGCGCGCGGUGUCGAGCUGGACACACGUUUUUUUCCCCCUCCCAGUCCGUCGCUAUUACAUGCGAGUGAAGAAUUUAUUACUGGCUCAUUCAGUGUUUGUGUUACAUUGGCGACUCUUGUCAAGGAAGUGUUCGAUUCGAGAGCAGUGCAGUGCGGAAUGACGGCGAUCACGUUGGAUUUUCAAACGCGUCAACCAGUGUGGCACCCGAAAGCCAAUUAUUCGAAUUAUUAAAUUUUAUAAAAUCAAUCUUUCAAAGAAGACGGGAUACCAAAAUGUCAACAUGAAAAUCAUUUGGCAGUCUGGUCUUUUUUUGUUGACUCUCUUGGCCGCUGCGGCCGAGGCUAAACCCAUCGCACCGCGGGACUCGACUCCCCUGGCCGAUGUCGUCACACCAACUCGCCUGGUUCAAACGAUUCAAAAUUACAUGCCAGAAGUCUUGGUGUUGGUGGAACUUGUCAAAAAAGACGAUGGUAGACAAACGAAUCAAAAAGAGUGGGCCAAACCGCACGUCCUUUGGGUCGUCCAGCAGGACGACGGACCCGCGGAGAACGGCAAGGAUCUAGCGACAUCCGAUCCCAACAUUCUACUGAUGGUGGAAAAUUUCCAAUCGAAUCAACAGUGGUCAGAGUCCAGUGUAGCACCUCGACUGGCCCGUGAUAUGAGCCGGGAUGCUGAGCCGGACGAGCCCUCCGAUCCAGAGUACAUGGAGACGGGCACUUCGCGCGGCAAUUACUACGAUGUGUACAUUGUGCCUCGACGCAGCCGGGCACCUGAACCACGUCCUCCACACACGUCACUUUUACCCCCUCCGUCGUACAUGCAUACCGCUACACCUAGACAUUACAAUGCUGCCGAAUACAACGGCCAAAGCAACAGAGUCUCCGGCAGAAGUAUCAAUUCGCCCAUCGCGUCUCCGAAUCAACACAACGACGACGACGAUCCUCCCGAUUUUCUCUCGACGCUCGUCACCCUUCCGCAAGUGUGGAUGCACGACCUGAGCCACAUGAUUAUCCAGCCUCUGCGGAAACCGUCUUCCGGCGAACGAGACAGUUUCGAAUAUUUCGGAAUGGUUGGCAAGGCGCCCUUUAUUCAAUGUCCGCUCGGCUUUAAGAAAAGCUCUUUAGGAACAUGUCGUCCGGUAUUCCGGAGUCGCAGGAAUUAUCCAAUGAGCAGCGCUCUGGAACCAGACAAUUUAGAGAUCGAGUCAACCACCACGACGACGACUACCGUGGCGACAACGACGACCGUUGAGGAGAACGCGACCGCUACCUCUACCAGUCCGCAUUACAAAUAACUGGUUUAUACGUUAUACAAGUUGGAUCAUCGUUUUACAUUUACGUCAACACGCUGUUAGAUAUUUUCGAUUUUUUAUCACCCGCUUUUACUAUACUUAUGGUCAAUUUCGGUCAUUUCUUUUCAGUGUACGUAUCUUAUAACCGAAAUAUUUUGCAAAAAGGCUGAAAUUGUUCCAUUCCGAUAAAAUGACGAGUGUCGACAUUUUU